This is a messenger RNA of Salmo salar (Atlantic salmon), 12873 nucleotides long. The record is from RefSeq and is a predicted model, not a curated record. Lineage: Eukaryota; Metazoa; Chordata; Actinopteri; Salmoniformes; Salmonidae.
UUUCAUCGUAAACAACUGGACAUCUCUCUCUCUCUCGCUCUCUCCGUGCUGUUGCGACAUUCACUCUCGGGGGUCUUGAAAUGGUCGAUUUGCUAUUCCAUAGCGACAUAUGAUCAUUUUAAAGCUUGUUUUAUGAAUUCAUCCGACUCAAAACGAGUUUGUGACUGACAGACAGCGGUAUUCAGACAGAAGACGAGACUGCUGUGCUGUGCGCUGGUCGAAAUAAAUAAAUAACAGCUUUCUCCAUUCUGGCUUCUGGCAGUGGACGGUGCGAGAUGCUGCGGCUGCAUUGAUAGAGUUGGUAGAAGGGAUUCACACAGAAGUGACGAGGCAGCCUCAGCCAGGGCUUAGGCUACGGACCGGAUAAUAACCUAGCGCUGAUUGCGAUAGACUGAGUGAACGUUGUUGUAUGUGACAGACAGCAAGAAGAGAGAAUGCUUCGUUUGAGAGUCGAAAUAUGAACGCACAUUCCACUUUGGUUUUCUUUUAUUUGCAGUGAUAUAUUUCCGUGGAUCUGAGCGGUUUAAACAACUUUUCGUUGUCCUUUUUCCAUGAUAACGGCAGAACCGGGUUUGAUUUACCGGGAAUUUCACCAGGAUCAUGUGGACCCCGACGGAAGAGGAGAAAAUCGGAGUUGUGAUCUGUACGUUUCGAGGGACCGUGACGCAGGGUCUGUCUCUGGAGAUAGGAGAGACAAUUCAGAUACUGGAGAAAUGUGAAGGAUGGUACCGUGGAUUCUCCACCAGGAAGCCCACAAUCAAGGGAAUCUUCCCGACCAGCUACAUUCACUUGAAGAAGGCCAUCGUAACCAACAGAGGGCAGUAUGAGACAGUGGUACCAGUAGAAGACCCCAUAGUGACGGAGGUGACCUCCACUCUGCAGGAAUGGGCCUUGCUAUGGAAGCAGCUUUACGUGAAACACAAGGUGGACUUGUUCUACAAGCUGCGUCACGUGAUGAAUGAGCUGUUUGACCUUCGGAGACAGAUGUUGUCUGGUCACCUGACCCAGGACCAGAUCAAAGACGUCAAGAGACACAUCACCAUCCGCCUGGACUGGGGCAACGAACACCUGGGCCUGGACCUCGUACCCAGGAAGGAGUUUGAAAUGGUGGAUGCAGACCAGAUCAGCGUCUCAGACUUAUACAAAAUGCAUCUGUCCAGCAGACACAGUGUCCAGCAAAGCACAACCCAGGCUGACAGUGUACGUCGGGGCCACGGUGUAGAGCCCUGUCGUAUCCCCGUCCCUCACCACCUGUUCGUCAGCCUGAAGAGCUUCACCUACAACACCAUGGGAGAAGACACAGACAUCUUCUUCUCUCUCUACGAUCUCAGGGAGGGGAAACAGAUCAGUGAAAAAUUUAUGGUGAGACUGAACAAGAAUGAAGGUCCCAAGAACACAGACAAGGUUGAUCGUUUGUGUGCUCUGUUCACGGAUUUAAGUAAUAAGGACAUGAAGCGGGACCUGUAUAUUGUUUCACAAAUCAUCAGAACCGGUCGGAUGCUGCUGAAUGACUCUAAGAAGGGUCCUCCUCACGUCCAGUACAGAAGGCCGUACGGCUGCGCGGUGCUGGCCAUGAGUGAUGUACUACAGACCAUCUCAGAACUAAAGGAGGAGAAGGACUUUGUUCUCAAAGUCUACACAUGUAACAAUGAGAAUGAGUGGUACCAGAUCCAUGAAAACAUCAUACGAAAAUCCAGCACCAAGUACACAGCUCCCAGCACCAACUAUGGUCUGAUAAUCUCUCUCCAGCUGCUGAGAGGAGAGAUGGAACAAAUCAGGAGAGAGAACCCUAUGAUCUUCAAUAGGGGCGUGGCCAUUACACGCAAGCUGGGUUUCCCCGAUGUCAUCAUGCCAGGUGAUAUCCGUAAUGACCUGUACCUCACCUUGGAGAGAGGAGACUUUGAGAGGGGAGGAAAGAGUGUCCAGAAGAACAUUGAGGUGUCCGUUUACGUGCUCUACGCAGACGGAGAGAUACUCAAAGACUGUAUCAGCCUGGGCAGUGGUGAAGCCCACAUCAGUGAACACCGCUCCUUUGUCCUCUACCACAACAACAGCCCCCGCUGGAGCGAAGUGGUUAAACUACCCAUUCCCAUAGACCGCUUCAGAGGAUCACACCUACGCUUCGAGUUCAGACACUGCUCCACCAAAGACAAGGCGGAGAAGAAGCUGUUUGGCUUUGCCUUCACACCACUGAUGAGAGAGGACGGGACAACGCUGUCAGACGAGAGUCACGAGCUCUAUGUCUACAAGUGUGAUGAGAAUGCUACGUUCAGUAACCAUGCGUUGUACCUGGGUCUGCCCUGCUGUAAGGAGGACUUCAACGGCUGUCCCAACAUUCCCUCCAGCCUCAUCUUCCAACGCAGCACAAAGGAAACCCUCUGGAUCUCCACACAGCUCUCCUCCACCAAGCUUACACAGAAUGUGGACCUGCUUGCGUUGUUGAAGUGGAAGGCCCACCCAGACAGAGUGAUGGACAUUCUGGGGCGACUACGCCAUGUCAGUGGAGAGGAGAUCGUCAAGUUCCUCCAAGACAUUUUGGACACCCUGUUUUCCAUUCUGGAUGACAACACUGACAAGUAUGGUCCUCUAGUGUUCCAGUCACUGGUGUUCAUCAUUAAUCUGCUCAGGGACAGCAAGUACUAUCACUUCCGUCCCGUCAUGGACACUUACAUCCAGAAGCACUUUGCUGGAGCGCUGGCGUACAAAGAGUUGAUCCGCUGUCUGAAGUGGUACAUGGACCGUUCUGCAGAGGUUGUGAAACAGGACCACAUCCAGGAGGCAAUGAGGGCUCUGGAGUACCUGUUGAAAUUCAUUAUCCAAUCUCGGAUCCUGUACUCCCGUGCUACCUGUGGUAUGGAGGAAGAACAGUUCAGAGCCAGCAUCCAAGAGCUCUUCCAGUCCAUCCGCUUUGUCCUCAGUCUGGACAGCCGCAGCUCUGAGACACUCAUCUUCACACAGACCUCUCAGGUCUCCCAGCCUGACUCUGGACAGGGACAGCCCCCCGGCCCCAACAGCUGUACUCAGGCCUGGAGCUCCAAUGCUCCUCGCCCCUCUCCUCUCUCAGCAGCGCUGCUGAACUCGUUCCCGGCCAUCUUUGACGAACUGCUUCAGAUGUUUACAGUUCAGGAAGUGGCAGAGUUCGUGCGGGGCACAUUGGGCAGCAUGCCUAGCACCGUACACAUCGGACAGUCCAUGGACGUCGUCAAACUGCAGUCCAUCGCUCGCACCGUUGACAGCCACCUAUUCUCCUUCCCAGAGUCUCGUAGAAUCCUGCUUCCCGUGGUCCUGCAUCACAUCCACCUACACCUGAGACAGCAGAAAGAGCUGCUCAUCUGUUCUGGCAUCCUCAGCAGUAUCUUCUCCAUCAUCAAGACCAGCUCUCUGGACACCCCGGUGCAGGAGGACAUAGAGAUGAUGGUCGAGUCUCUCCUGGAUGUGCUACUCCAGACCCUGCUGGCCAUCAUGAGCAAGUCUCAGUCCCAGGAGGCGGUAAGAGGCCAGCGCUGCCCACAGUGCACGGCUGAGAUCACUGGAGAGUAUGUGUCCUGCCUCCUAUCCCUGCUGCGUCAGAUGUCUGAAAUCCAUUUCCAACAUCUGCUGGACAACUUCCAGAGCAAAGAGGAGCUGAAGGAGUUCCUGUUGAAGAUCUUUUGUGUGUUUCGUAACCUGAUGAAGCUCAGUGUCUUUCCCCGGGACUGGAACGUGAUGAGGCUGCUGACCAGCAACAUCAUAGUGACGACAGCCCAGUGUCUGUCCCCGGCUCUGAACAAAAACUUCACCGAAGCUGACUUUGAUUUCAAGGUUUGGAAUUCAUACUUCAGCCUGGCUGUUCUCUACAUCAACCAGCCCAGCCUACAAUUAGAGAGCACCACACCAGCCAAGAGGAAGAAUGUGUUGGACAAGUAUGGUGACAUGAGGGUGAUGAUGGCCUACGAGCUCUUCAGCAUGUGGCAGAACCUUGGUGAGAACAAGAUCCACUUCAUCCCAGGUAUGAUAGGUCCGUUCCUGGGUGUGACCCUGGUGCCUCAGGGGGAGGUCAGGAACAUCAUGAUCCCUAUCUUCCACGACAUGAUGGACUGGGAGCAGAGGAAGAAUGGGAACUUCAAACAGGUGGAGGCAGAGCUGAUUGACAAGCUAGACAGUCUGGUGUCUGAGGGGAAAGGAGACGAGAACUACCGCGAGCUCUUCAGCCUGCUAACCCAGCUCUUUGGGCCUUACCCCAGCCUGCUGGAGAAGAUCGAGCAAGAGACUUGGAGGGAGACAGGAAUCUCCUUCGUCACCUCUGUCACACGGCUGAUGGAACGUCUGCUGGACUACAGGGACUGCAUGAAAGGAGACGAGACAGAGAACAAGAAGAUUGGCUGUACUGUCAACCUGUUGAACUUCUACAAGUCAGAGAUCAACAAGGAGGAGAUGUACAUCCGCUACAUCCACAAGCUGUGUGGUAUGCACCUUCAGGCUGAGAACUACACAGAGGCUGCGUUCACACUGCUGUUGUACUGGGAGCUGCUGCAUUGGGAGGAGAGACCCCUGAGGGAGUUCCUCCACUACCCAGCCCAGAGCGAGUGGCAUCGCAAAGAGGGCCUCUGUCGUAAGGUCAUCAACUACUUCAACAAGGGCAAGUGCUGGGAGUAUGGGAUACCGCUGUGCAGAGAGCUGGCUUACCAGUAUGAGACCCUGUACGACUACCAAAGCCUCAGCUGGAUAAGGAAAAUGGAGGCAGCGUACUAUGACAACAUCAUGGAGCAGCAGCGUCUAGAACCCGAGUUCUUCAGGGUGGGCUUCUACGGACGCAAGUUCCCCUUCUUCCUAAGAAACAAGGAGUUUGUCUGCCGUGGUCAUGACUACGAACGUUUAGAAGCCUUCCAGCAAAGGAUGCUGGGCGAAUUCCCACAAGCCAUUGCCAUGCAACACCCCAACCAACCAGACGAGGCCAUUUUACAGUGUGAUGCCCAGUACCUCCAGAUCUACGCCGUUUCAGCGGUACCGGAGAACGUCAACGUUCUCCAGAUGGACCGGGUUCCAGACCGCAUCAAGAGCUUCUACCGAGUCAACAACGUGCGCCGCUUUCGCUACGACCGGCCCUUCCACAAAGGAUCCAAAGACAGAGAGAACGAGUUCAAGAGCUUGUGGAUCGAGAGGACUACGCUGAUCCUCACACAUCCUCUUCCUGGCAUCUCCCGCUGGUUUGAGGUGGAGAAGAGAGAGCUGAUUGAGGUGAGUCCUCUGGAGAAUGCCAUCUACGUGGUGGAGAACAAGAACCAUGAGCUGCGGACCCUGAUCAGCCAGUACCAACACAAGCAGCUCCAUGGCAACAUCAACCUGCUCUCCAUGUGUCUCAAUGGUGUCAUUGACGCUGCCGUCAACGGGGGCAUCGCUAGAUACCAGGAGGCCUUCUUUGAUAAGGAGUACAUUGGCAGUCACGCAGAGGACACAGAGAAGAUCACUUCUCUCAAAGACCUCAUGCAGGAACAGGUUCACAUCCUGGGGGCGGGGCUUGCGGUCCAUGACAAGCUGGUGCACCCUGAAAUGCGUCCCCUGCACAAGAAGCUGAUAGAUCAGUUCCAGAUGAUGAGGAGCAGUCUCUAUGGUCUGCCGGGGCUGGACAAGCUGAGUCCUGCCUGUUCUGGUGCCAGCACCCCUAGAGGCAUCCUGGCUACGCACAGCCCCAUGAGCCCCGACAGCUUCAAAGUCAUGCACAGGCACAGUCCACUGAAUCUGCUGGGGUCUAUCCGCCACUCGUCCUCCUCACUGUCCUCUCACACCUCCAGUGAGACGGGUAAUCUGGUGAUCCUGACGGACGGCAUGGUGGUGGAACACCCCGAGGACGUCUACCGUAUGCAGGUCUGUCUCCACGCGAGGGUAGUGCCCGCUGUACCCACAGACAGGACUCUCAGCCAUCCAAGUCCUUCCUCCUCCAGCCUGAGCUCCACCCACUCAGCACCCUCCCAGAUGGUCAACACCUCCAAUAGCAUCAGAGUAGGCUCCCCGUCGCUGCCGGAUAAAUACCGGAACAACCGUGAGAUGUUGAUGCUGCUGCCUCCUCACCGUGAGAGACCCAGCUCCGCCAUGUACCCCAACAUCACUGAGAACGGACAGGUACAGCCAACCAACUUCCAGCGAGCGUUGUUCCACCAGGUGAUUGGUCCAUGCAAGCCCUGCAGCGACCCCAACCUGUCUGUGGCAGAGAAAGUCCUGACCACCCCCAGCAGCUGGAGUCUGGACAGUGGUACCAGAGAGGUGUUGCCGUUCCUGUCCACCCACGUUGGGAGUGUGAUGGCCCCGCCUGUCCCGCCCCGCAGCCUGCCCCACGGACACUUCUCCAUGCACUUUGAUGCUUUCCACCACCAGAUCAGCGACCUCCCUCCAGCUCUCCCUGCGCGCUCCUCUUUACGAAAGUCAGCCUUGCACCCUAUACCUGCCUCGCCCACCAGUCCCCAGUCCCAGUCCGGCCUGGAUGGCAGUAACUCAACUCUCUCCGGUAGCGCCUCCUCCGGCGUCUCCUCCCUGAGCGAGAGCAACUUCAUGGGCCAGUCAUGCUCCACCGAGUCUCAUGGAACAACCAGACAUCCAGCAGAUGCCCUGGACACUGUCUCCGUCACCCCCAGCAUGGCACACUCUACCUGGGCCACAGACGGAGAGGACCUGGGCAUGGACUCCCCCUCUGGUUCCUACCUGCCUGUGCGUUACAGUAUCUCUGAGUCAGAGGUCCUGGAUGGCUCCAAGCCCCCUCCCUGUCGUAGCCACUCCUCUCCCGGGGUGAUCAACCCACUCAUCACCAAUAUCGUGGUUCCAAUCAGCCCCGUCCUCCCAGAGGCCCAUACCCUUAACAUCCAGAACCUGCCCCACUACCGCCACCAGCCUCCACCCGCCCUGCCCCCCAAGCCCUACCUGAGAGAGGUGUGUAUCCCUGAGGAGGAGGGGUGUAUUCCCGCCAGGCCCAUGCCCAUGCCACGCAAGAUCUCUCAGCCUCUCAUCACCUCUAAGGAAGAGCAGGCAAAAGUGGCGUGGGAGCACGGCAUCGCCGAAGAGUGAAGAGGAGGCCUGGGGGUGUAUUCAGACAGUCAUGUGAAACAUUCUGAACGUUUCAGAUAGAAAUAGAUUAGAUAGAGCGGACACACAUGAUUUCCCCUUAUUCUUUCUGACAGACAAUCAUAUAUGUUCUACAUUAAAUAUAUUUCUAUCUGAACGUUCUGUAAUGUUACAUUCUCCUGAACUGGCACUUGGUUGGUCGAGGCAUGGUUGGUCGAGGCAUGCCCAUUGGGACAGUGACACAUUUUUUGUUGUUUUGGCUCUGUAGUCCAGCACUUUAAAUGUAAAAUGAUACAAUGACUGAGGUUAAAGUACUGUGCUUACAGCACUUUAUGUACAUAGUCCCCCUGUUUUUAAGGGACUAAAAGUAUUGGGACAAAUUCACUUCUAUUUAUUAAAGUAGUAACAAGUUAAGUAUUUGUUGUGCAGAAAAUAGUCAAUAAUUAAUUAUUUUGUCAUAGUUAAGAACAAAUUGUCAUCCAAUAGGCUUUGAUUAAAUUUCCAAUAUCCCCGUCCACGUGGAAAUUCUGUUCUAUGAAGGCCAAUUAGAUGGUGGUCUGAUCACAGUCAGUCACCCAUUAAUACUUGUUUUACUUUUGAUGCCGGCAAAAUAGGAAUGUGUUCUUAACUGAUUUCCCUAAUUAAAUAAAGGUUAAAUAAAAAUAAAAUCCAUGAUUAAUUCAGGACUGUCCAUAAUCAUGGUAGCAUCCACAUUAAUGUAGAAGUGUUUAGAAACAUAAUCUAUUCUUAUUUACAAUAUUUGACUCCAAAAUGACACAAUAGAUUAUUUACAAUUCAUUUCUAUACGAAUAUGGCACCAAAUAUUAAACUUUGGACUACUUCAAUACACAUAUAAGUGAAUUUGUCCCAAUGCAUUCGGUCCCCUAAAAUGGGGGGACUAUGUACAAAAAGGGCUGUAAUUUGGAAAAUGGUUCACCUGAUAUGGAUGAAAUACCCUCAAAUUAAAGCUGACAAUCUGCACUUUAACCUCAUCGUAUCAUUUUAAAUCCAAAGUGCUGGACUACAGAGCCAAAACAACAACAGCAAAUGUCACUCUCCUAAUACUUUUGGAGCUCACUGUAGUUUACAUGUUGUUAACAAUUUAAGCCAACCCCGUCUGUUUUGCCCCAUAGUUACACACGCAUCGGUUUUGUUGCUAAACAACCAACGUGUGUGUGUGUGUGUGUGUGUGUGUGUGUGUGUGUGUGUGUGUGUGGUAUGGGGCUCAGUCUUUUCAUUUCAGUGCUUAUUUGAAUGCCCUUUCUCUAAAUUGUCUCACGCAUUACUUGCACAGACCUUUUGGAAACAUUUUAAUCUGUACAGUAAUUCUAAUGAAUGAUAGUUCAGGUCCACAUGCAGGUUCCAAAUCAUUGCACAAAGAGAAAACAUGGAUUUUUAAACCAAUUACCAGACAUUUAAUUAAUUGAGUUAAUUGAAGCAAAGCUGGGAUAGAGUAAAGCUUGCUAGACCAUGACCUAUGAUCUUUUCAGUUGUAGAGAAGCAGCACUUUAGCACUUAGUUCUGCAGCACCAAAAACCACUUGUUUUAUUCUAUUCACACUUGUAUUGUAUGAAGAAAUGAAGAUGGGUUAAGUAGACUCUUGGGUUGUAUUGGGCUUCGGAUAGAUUAGUAUUAUUGUUGAGGUGUGGUAGUCUUUAUAUUACGAUUGUUUAUUAAUUAACUUUUAUAGGACACUAAAGUGGUAUUGGUGUAAUAAUAAUGAACUCAGCGAUGCAACUAGCUGAGAGAGAGGGAGAGAGAGAGAGAGAGAGGAAGCGAUCAGAACAGAUCACGCCUCUUGAUAAACACACACUUCCUCCUCCUUACGACUUAUCCUCUCAGGCAGAGCAUUGCCUUGACAGACAGACAGUAAUAGGCUUAAAUAGUGUUGUAAUGCUUCAUUACACAGUCGUCCUCUUUAUAGUUGUGCGCUGCCACAGCCAGAUCACUCAGCCACUAUAAAGACUUAUUAUCCAUUAUGGUUAGGGAAUAACUGCCUGGCUGGUGAAUGCAAGCCAUUUCAAAAGAUGUCACUUUGCAGUCUUAAAGGCUGCAUAACUCUUUACUUUGGGUUGGUUGGUUUAUUAAAAAUGUAUUUUCUGUUCAGUUCGCAGCGUGUUACACACUACAGUACAAAGAAAAGUCUAUAUUUUUAGAGGAGAUGAAAAUCUGCAAGUUUAUUACUAUGUGUAGUAAAGAAAUAAUUAUAUAUAGUAUAUUAAUAUUAGAUUAUUUAUACAUGAAUCCCUAUAUCACGGAUUGACAGAGGGGAAUUGAUGACUUGAUGAGGACUAUGUAAAAACAGAACAAUAUGCAAGAUAAGACAAGCCACUGUAGCUGCUUAGUGAUGUGCACUUGUAUCUGGGAAGACAUGAACAUUGGAAUAACAUCAUUUAGAUGGAUGAUAUUUAUAGAAAAAUGAUUAUUAUAAUUGUGUGAUUUGUGUUUUAUUUGGUACUUUUAUGUGUGCAUGUUCCAUUCAGUGUAAUAAGUGAUUUAACCCUGGCUAGUACUGCCCACUGGACUACCUGACGCAUGCUAGGAGCAGAGAAUAGACUGAACUAAAGAUAUCCUUGUUUCUAAUCAUUGAUAUGUCUUGACUAUUCAGUGUUGAUCACAAUGUACAGCUGAUUCUGCUUUUAGACAUCCGUAUGCAUCCUUCUCCCUGCCUCCUUCGAGAUAAACUCCAAUGACUUUCUCCUGUAUCUACCUUGUGAUCUGAUCUGCUUUGUGACAACACUGCUGGUUCUUCACAGACACAGAUCCUGGAUCAGAGCCUGCUCCACAUCGAAUUCCUUUCUUCUUCCAGCUUGUUGUUCAGGUGUUGUGUGUGUGUGUGCCUCUCUCUCUGUCUCUCUCUUUCUGUGUCUCUCUCUCUCUGUCUCUGUCUCUGUCUGUCGCUCUCUCUCUCGCUCUUUCGCUCUCACUCUCAAAAUACAGUAGGCCUAAGGUCUGUUGUUUUAGAUAGUUGAAAGGGGAGAUUUGAUAACCAUGAAGUGGGGUAUUACUUUUUCAUUAUUUAUAAGACUGUCUUUCUCUCACCUGUGUAAAUACAUUUGUUUUUAUUUUAUUAACAUUAUUGUAUAUCAUUACCAUAGUACAAAAUGUUGGACUUGUAGCUAAUAGAGAUACUACAGCUUCUAUUGACCAUUUACCUUUUUCAAGAGGCAUUAUACUAACGAGACGGUUACAGGAAGCGCGUGUGUGUAGAUACUGUAUGUGUAGAUUGGCUUCAAUUCAACCAUCCAAUCUUGAGAACGUUUUUUUUUUUUUUUACGGUGCUCUCAUGUCCCGAUGUUCUCCUUCACAGUGGGGGAUUUCUAUCAUGUACUUUCCCCUCGUCUCAGAAGGGACAUGGCUACACACAGUAUAUACUACUCUAAGUAAUGGGGUAUAGGUGCAGGCCUCCUUAUGUAGAAGGACUUUUAUUUUUAAAUGAAUCGACUGAAUUUAAUUUAUUUUCUAAUGUUUAUUUGUAGCUAAUAGAGAACAUGUAUGAUAUUGGAACACGUGAUAUAACACUUGAAACAUGUCAAAAGCAAUGUCACACACUACUACUCUCCUGUCUAUAUGGUUGUUUUGUGUCCGUUAUGUGAUGAUUGUACUCUUUGGGAUGAUGGAACUCGAGCUCAAGAGAAAGGAGUGUUGAAAAUGCACCUAGAAGGUUAUCCAUUGUCCUGUGAGAAGGACUUUUUGAGCAGACUCUUACAGAAGCAAUUAGGGUUAAGUGUCUUGCUCAAGGGCACAUUGACUUGACCAGGGUCCCCUCGUCGGCAGGGCUCACCCACUUUCACCUCCUGGCCUGGCACUCCUGGUCUACUAAGACGAAUCAUCAUUCUAAGUGUUAGAGGAUUGAAGAGUUGGAGGAUGUGAUAUGAGAGGAGAAAAUAUGGGCUUCUGAUAUAGAGGACUAAUAUAGUCACUACUGGUAUGCGACUAAUAUACAUGACAAGGCCAAAACCUCGGACCACUACUGCAGACUGGUUGAAUGAUAUGAUGGAUGUGUGGUGUGGAGAAGUGAUUUUCUUUGAACGUGUGUUCGUGGACAACACAAGCCAGUGUAACACUAUCAGUUAGUUAUGGUAGGCAACUGUAUCUCUAUGAGCUAUGUUGCUGAAAAAGCAGGAAUUCCUCCUUGUUUUCAUUGAACUUUUCAAAUCAUAAAUGUAAAAUAAUUUAAAGAUAAUAGCAUACUUUCAUUCAUUAUUUUAUUUCAAUAUGAGCAGAGGAUAUGAAGGAACAUGUUAUGCAUAUGACCUAUGCAGUCUCUCAAUGUAUUUGAUUUAUUUCUAUAAAUUCACACACACAUAUAUAUAUAUAUAUAUAUAUAUAUAUAUAUAUACUGAACAAAAAUAUGAACGCAACAUGCAACGAUUUCAAAGAUUUUGCUGCGUUAUAGUUCAUUUUAGGAAAUCUGUCAACUUAAAUUCAUUAGGCCCUAAUCUAUGGAUUUCAGAUAACUGGGCAGGGGUGCAGCCAUGGGUGGGCCUGGGAGAGCAUAGGUCCACCCACUUGGCAGUCAGGCCCUCCCACUGGGGAACCAGGCCAAGCCAAUCAAAAAUAAGUUUUCCCCCACAAAAUGGCUUUAUUACAGACAGAAAUACUCCUCAAUAACAUUGGAGGCAGCUUAUGGUAGAGACAUUAAUAUUCAAGUAUCUGGAAAUAGCUCUGUGUUGUGUGACAAAACUGCACAUUUUAGAGUGGCCUUUUAUUGUCCCCAGCACAAGGUGCACCUGUGUAAUGAUCAUGCUGUUUAAUCAGCUUCUUGAUAUGCCACACCUGUCAGGUGGAUGGAUUAUCUUGGCGAAGGAUAAAUGCUCACUAACAUGGAAGUAAACAAAUUUGUGAACAAAAUUUGAGAGAAAUCAGCUUUUUGUGCAUAUGAAAAAUGUCUAGGAUUUUUUAUUUCAGCUCAUGAAACAUGGGACCAACACUUUACAUGUUGCAUUUAUUUUUUUUGUUCAGUAGAAAUUCCCAUAUUGUUUUCUACUCAAACAAUUAUUCCAUACACACUUGACUUUCAAACGCACACAUUACUAUUGAUCUGUGUCUAGUGUAUUGAGCAUAUCCAGCAGAAUGACACACUGUUCUGGGAACUGGGUACAGAGUAUUUGAUUAUAUGUCGCCUAUCAUUUAAUAUGAAUAAACGGUUGUUUAGUCUUACUUUGUGGCAAGUCAGGGCCAAUGUAAAAUAAAGGUUAAAUAAAUAAAAUGAAAAAUGGAGACAGUUGAGUGGAAUAGGAAGCAAGAACAGUACUCAUGAAAGUGUUUAAUUUUUCAGUCGUUCUUUGUAAAUAUAGAAACCUGCAGUAGGAUCUAGGUUGGGGGGGGGUACAAAACAUUUUUGAAAUCAUUGCAGUUCUUUACCUCCAGACCACCUUGUCAGGCUCUUCUCUAUUAUCUUUAAAUAACCAUGACAACGCAGUGUAUUUAUAAGGCUAAAAAGGGCAAACCAUGUAAAGAUUGUGAUUAUUAAUUGUCUGCCUUGUACUUUCUGAUGUAAAUGUGUUUUUAAAACAUAGAAAAACUAGACAAAAACAUACAAAAAAUGUGACUUAUUUCAUUUUGCCUAAUUAUUUUGAUUAUUAUUUUGUGUGUUUUGCAUCAAUUCUGGACAGUUAGUGGGAUACGUUCUUCUUCUGUCACUCUUACGGAAUACAAAACCUUUAAUUACUCUAAAAGUAAUUUCUUGUAUAUAUUGUGUUAGCAUGAAUCAACUGUGAUGUGGAUUUUAGAUGUAAAUACAUACACACUUUUUUCCUACUCACUUCAACUACUGUGAUGUGGAAUUUAUUAAUUAUUAUUAAUGCCUAACAUUAAAGAUCAUGUUUUAUUGACUCA